UGUCGGCUCGCGGAUAGCAGAGGAAUUCCGGGUGAUCUUGCCUAACGAGCGGCCUCACAGCGCCACCAGGAAACUGUGCGUGGUUUCUCGAGUCCUUGGAGAGUGAAGGCCCCCGGGGUCGCUCCCGGGCACGGAGAGCCGAUUGGUUCACGGCCUAGUGUUCGGUUUGUCCCCAGUCAGCCCUUGCUGGCCUUGGGUUCAACCGAAUGAACGCCAGAAACUCUGUGGGGUGGGUGGAGUCACCAAGCGUGGUGCAUCCACACGAAUCAGCCUACCGUACUGGGAAAGAGCCACCUGAAUUUGAUUUUUCUGGUGGUCUAGUCUCAGAGAUCACAUCUGUAGUCAGCACAAUGAUUCCUUUCCAAGCCCAGUGGUGCCCAGUUGCCUCCAGGUCCCAGACCUUUAUGUGGACAAGAAAAGCUUACAGAGGAAAUGGUAAUUCUCCACUUGCACCCUGAGGUGUCCAGUUGCAGCCCAUGGAGAUCCAGUUCAAUUAUGAAUCUCAAGAGCAUCACCUUCUGUCAGAUGGUGAGAACAAGACCAAGAUUGGAAAGCCAGCUUCAGAGGAGGGAAUUACAGCAAAAAUUGAACCAUUGACAGAAGAGUCUAGCAGUCUCAGAGAGAAUGUUCUCCAGGAUUCUGAAGGCAGAGAAUUCUGUGAAUUUGGGGAUAAAUUAAAUGAAAAAGAUCAGAACGUCUUUAAAAGGAGACCUCAUAACUGUGACGAAUAUGGGCAAAGCUUUGUUUGGAGUAAAAGCCUUUUUAGGCAUCGAAGAACCCACUAUGAGAAACCUUAUGAAUGUGAUAAGUGUGGAAAGGCCUUUAGUGUGAGCUCAGCCCUGGUUCUGCAUCAGAGAAUUCACACUGGAGAGAAACCUUAUUCCUGUAAUUGGUGUUUUAAAAGUUUCAGUCGGAGCUCAGACCUUAUUAAACACCAAAGAGUCCACACCGGUGAAAAACCUUAUACAUGUGAUGAGUGUGGGAAAGCCUUCAGUCAGAGCUCAGAUCUUAUUAUACAUCAGAGAAUCCAUACAGGAGAAAAACCCUAUCAAUGCAGUCAUUGUAGUAAAAGUUUUAGCCAGCGCUCCGAUCUGAUUAAACAUCAGAGAAUCCAUACUGGAGAGAAGCCUUAUACUUGUAACCAGUGUAACAAACAUUUUAGUCAGAGUUCUGAUGUGAUAAAACAUCAAAGAAUCCACACUGGGGAGAAACCAUAUAAAUGUGAUGUGUGUGGGAAAGCCUUCAGUCAGAGCUCAGAUCUUAUUCUGCAUCAGAGAAUCCACACUGGGGAGAAACCAUAUCCAUGUAAUCAGUGUAGCAAAAGUUUCAGUCAGAAUUCAGACCUUAUUAAACAUCGAAGGAUCCACACUGGAGAGAAGCCCUAUAAAUGUAAUGAAUGUGGGAAAGCUUUUAAUCAGAGCUCAGUCCUUAUUUUACAUCAGAGGAUUCAUACUGGAGAGAAACCCUAUCCCUGUGAUCAAUGUAGCAAAACCUUCAGUAGGCUUUCAGAUCUUAUUAAUCAUCAACGAAUUCACACUGGAGAGAAGCCUUACCCAUGUAAUCAGUGCAAUAAAAUGUUUAGUCGAAGAUCAGAUCUUGUUAAACAUCACAGAAUUCAUACAGGUGAGAAACCCUAUGAAUGUGAUGAAUGUGGGAAAACCUUUAGUCAGAGCUCCAACCUUAUUCUUCAUCAGAGAAUCCACACUGGAGAGAAACCUUAUCCAUGUAGUGAUUGUACUAAAAGCUUUAGUCGCCGUUCAGAUCUUGUUAAGCAUCAAAGAAUACACACUGGAGAGAAACCAUAUGCAUGUAAUCAGUGUGAUAAAAGUUUUAGUCAAAGCUCAGACCUCACUAAACAUCAGAGAGUACACUCUGGUGAAAAGCCUUAUCAUUGCAAUAGUUGUGAGAAAGCCUUCAGUCAGAGUUCUGACCUUAUUCUUCAUCAGAGAAUUCACACUGGAGAAAAACCGUAUCUAUGCACACAGUGCAGCAAAAGUUUCAGUCAGAACUCAGACCUCAUUAAACACCAGAGAAUCCACACUGGGGAAAAACCAUAUAAAUGUAGUGGGUGCAGGAAGGCUUUCAGUCAGUGCUCAGCUCUUAUCCUACACCAGAGAAUCCACACUGGGGAGAAACCAAAUCCAUGUGAUGAGUGUGGCAAAAGCUUUAGUCAGCGUUCUGAUCUCAUUAACCAUCAGAAAAUACACACUGGUGAAAAGCCGUAUAAGUGUGAUGCAUGUGGGAAAGCCUUUAGCACAUGCACAGAUCUUAUUGAACACCAGAAAAUCCAUGCUGGGGAGAAACCCUACCAGUGUGUUCAGUGCAGCAGAAGUUUUAGCCAACUCUCUGAACUUACUGUUCAUGAGGAAGUCGAUUGUGGAGAAGACAGUCAAAAUGUGAUGAAUGUGAGAAAACCUUUAGUGUAUACAUCAACUCUAUUCAGUACCAGAGACACCAUACCAGGAAAAAAAUCUAAUGAAUGCUGUUGAUAUUGAUGAGUAUGAAAAAGGUUUUAAUCAGUGUUCAAGUCUUAUGCUACAUUAAAACCACACUGGAUCCAUGUGUGGUGGCUCAUGCCUGUAAUCCCAACACUUUGGGAGGCAGAGGUGGAAGUAUCAUUUGAGCCCAGGAGUUUGAGGCUGCAGUGAGCUAUGAUCCCACCAUUGCACUCCAACCUGGGCAACAGAGCAAGACCCUAUUUAAAAAAAAACCAGUACCACACGGGAGAAAACAUUAAUUCAGUUUUUAUAAUGAAAGUUUAACUCAGAGCUCAGACAUUACUAAAAUUAAGAAAAAUUCUCCAGCCUGGCCAACAUGGUGAAACCCUGUCUCUACCAAAAAAAUAAAAAAUAAUUAGCUGGGCAUGGUGGCAGGCGCCUGUAGUCCCAGCUAUUCGGGAGGCUGAGGCAUGAGAAUCACUUGAACCUGGGAGGUGGGGGUUGCAGUGAGCCGAGAUCUGCCACUGCAUUCCAGCCUGGGCAACAGAGUGAGACUCUGUCUCAAAAAAAAAAAAAAGAAGAAAAAGAAAAACUCUGAGGAAGAGUCCUGUGAGUUGUGGGAAAACCUUCAAUGUGAAAAACAUUUUUACUGAAUGUCAGUAUACCACAAUAGAAACAUUUCUAUCUUUUCUAUAAUGCUGGAAAAGCUCUAGUCUUAUUCAGACAUAACCUACAGGAAGAGAGUUGUAUUACUGUAAGAGAUCUAAUGCAGAACUUAUCGGAUAUUGUAAAAAUCAGUGUGGGAAGUAUUCAGUCAAAAGUCAGAAGGAAAUGUAUUAUUGUUAUAAUGUCAAACCUUUAGAGAGCUUAAAUUACCAAUUGCAUAUCAAAUUUUUUUCGAUAAUGUAAGGAAAACUUAAAUCCUCUCCAUAUCCUAAUUGGCAUUUAUAAUAAAAUGACACUUAACCUUGACAGCUAGAGUCUUUCUUUAUGCUAAUGCUAGAUAUCUAUUUUUAAAUUCCACGUGUGUAAACAUGCUAUACUAUUCCGAUAUUAAACUUACUAAGUACAUAAUUCCAGUGCCCCCUUUUCUCAGAAGUUUUGUUUUUAGUUUUGGGGGGUAUAGUUUUGGUUUUCCUAGUGCACAUCAGUUUGUGCAAGUUCUUGUAAUGUUCACAGCAAAUAUAGAUUUAUUUUGCUUUGAAUAAUUCAGCCCCUAAACUUUAUUGGUUUGAAAGUUCUUCACUACCAUUUAAUCACAGCUUCUAAACAUGUGAAACAGAAUCUUUAAAAAAAUUUUCCAUAUGUCACAGUGUAGAGAUGUUUCUAGCAGCAUUUAUCUUGUCAUCUAUAGAUUGAACAAAAAGUGGUAGCUGUGAAAUUGUGAUUUAUAAUAAAUUUAUAAUAAAUAUAUAUUUGGUCUUCAUCCCCUG
This is a messenger RNA of Nomascus leucogenys (northern white-cheeked gibbon), 3871 nucleotides long. RefSeq lists its product as uncharacterized. Lineage: Eukaryota; Metazoa; Chordata; Mammalia; Primates; Hylobatidae. The record is from RefSeq and is a predicted model, not a curated record.